Pongo pygmaeus (Bornean orangutan) is the source of this 19936-nucleotide messenger RNA. RefSeq names its product DNA helicase B (gene HELB). Bases 1348 to 4260 code for a protein of 970 amino acids. NCBI's taxonomy places the organism in Eukaryota, Metazoa, Chordata, Mammalia, Primates, Hominidae. Gene Ontology annotation, molecular function: single-stranded DNA helicase activity. Gene Ontology annotation, biological process: negative regulation of double-strand break repair via homologous recombination. The record is from RefSeq and is a predicted model, not a curated record. The transcript is spliced from 13 exons.
UUCCCGGAAGUUGAUGGCCUUACAGUCGUGGAACUGAUUGGCUGAUCAUGACCGUGCAGUUAGCCAGGGUUUUCCCGAGUUGUUUGGGUUGAGUUCAGGAGAAGCAUGGCCAGGUCGAGUCGGUACCUGCGCCAACUUCAGGGACCUCUGCUCCCACCCAGGGAUCUGGUGGAGGAGGACGACGACUACCUAAACGACGACGUGGAGGAGGAUGAAGAGUCCGUGUUCAUCGACGCCGAGGAGCUCUGCAGUGGGGGCGUAAAGGCUGGCAGCCUCCCCGGUUGCCUCCGCGGUGAGGAAGCCGCCUGCCCGGGGGAUGGGGUUGGAAGGUCCAACGUAGCGCUUCCCAUUCUGGCUUUGCCCUGAGCAAGGCACCCAGUCGUGCUAACAGAUUUAGCUUCUCAGUGGUCUAGCUGCUUCAUCCUACUAAGGGUAAAAUUAUAGCUAUAAUAAUAGCAGUGACUUUAAUUGGACACAUACUAUGUGGUUUUUUUUUUUGAGCAGCAGCAAGAUUUAUUGCAAAGAGCGAAAGAACAAAGUUUCCACAGUGUGGAAGGGGACCCGAGCGGGUUGCCCUUUUUUUUUUUUUUUUAAUUAUUCUCAUUUUAAUGUUCGUCCUUCGAGGUAGUUUUACGCUUGAGGAAACAGUGGAUGUUGAGUCUCUAUUUUCACCCAGAAUCGGAACUUUUAUUUUUCUUUCUGACCACUUAUCCUCAAGUUCUAUAGAAUGAGAACUUGUAAUACAUUAUCCUAUAUUGCCUGGAGUCAAAUACGUGGUUCUUCCUCAGCUUCUUGGAAAAACAAAACAGUCCGGGCGCGGUGGCUCACGCACUUUGGGAGGCCGAGGCAGGUGGAUCACUUGAGGUCAGGAGUUCGAGAGCAGCCUGACCAACAUGGUGAAACCUGUCUCUAGUAAAACAACAAUAACAACAACAAAACUACAAAAUUAGCCCGGCGUGAUGUCGCACACCUGUAAUCCUAGCUACUUGGGAGGCUGAGGCGGGAGAAUUGCUUGAACCCAGGAGGUGGGGGUUCCAGUGAGCUGAGAUCACACCAUUGCACUCUGGCCUGGGCAACAAGAACGAAACUCCAUCUCAAAAAAAAAAAAAAAAAAAAAAGGAAAGAAAAGAAAAAGAAAAACAAAACACAAGGAACACCUCAGUGCACCGAUGAUUGUUAACUGUUUCAAUUUGUGAUGAAAACACACAAGAGACAUGUAAAGUGUUUGGACGUUUUCCGAUAACAGGUGCUUGGUGGAGAGUGAAGGUACAAGUAAAGCCUGUGGUGGGAUCAAGGAGCUAUCAAUAUCAAGUUCAAGGAUUUCCAUCUUACUUUUUGCAGUCUGAUAUGUCACCACCAAAUCAAAAACAUAUCUGUGCUCUCUUUCUUAAAGAGUGUGAGGUCUCCAGUGAUGUUGUUAAUAAAUUUUUAACAUGGGUAAAGGAGGUAUCAAACUAUGAAAACUUAAACUUUGAAAAUCUUAGGGAAACACUAAGAACUUUCCACAAGGAAACUGGCAAGAAAGAUCACAAGCAGCCUGCACAGAAUGGUCAGGAAGAGUUGUUCCCAGACAAUGAGAUGAGUCUUCCUCUGGAAAAUACAAUUCCAUUUAGAAAUGUAAUGACAGCUUUGCAGUUUCCGAAAAUAAUGGAAUUCCUUCCGGUUCUUCUGCCUCGACACUUUAAAUGGAUCAUAGGGUCAGGUUCUAAAGAGAUGUUGAAAGAGAUAGAAGAGAUUUUAGGUACACAUCCAUGGAAACUUGGAUUUAGUAAAAUAACCUACAGAGAGUGGAAACUCUUGCGAUGUGAGGCAAGUUGGAUAGCAUUUUGUCAGUGCGAGUCUCUUCUCCAGCUGAUGACUGAUUUGGAGAAGAAUGCAUUAAUAAUGUAUUCCAGACUGAAGCAGAUAUGUAGAGAACAUGGGCACACAUAUGUUGAAGUGAAUGACUUAACUUUGACAUUGUCAGAUCAUAUGUCAUUUCAUGCUGCUUCAGAGUCUCUGAAGUUUUUGAAGGAUAUUGGUGUGGUGACAUAUGAGAAGUCCUGUGUCUUCCCUUAUGACCUUUACCAUGCUGAAAGAGCCAUUGCCUUUUCAAUUUGUGACCUGAUGAAGAAACCUCCUUGGCAUUUAUGUGUCGAUGUCAAAAAGGUGCUUGCCUCUAUUCACACUGCAAAACCUGAGAAUUCAAGUGAUGAUGCAUGGAAUGAGAGCAAACCUGAUGAAGUAAGAUUAGAAAAUCCUGUGGAUGUUGUGGACACACAGGACAGUGGUGACCAUAUUUGGACUAAUGGUGAAAAUGAAAUUAAUGCAGAAAUAAGUGAAGUUCAGCUGGAUCAGGAUCAGGUUGAAGUUCCACUGGAUCAGGAUCAGGUGGCUGCUUUGGAAAUGAUUUGCACCAAUCCUGUGACAGUCAUAAGUGGGAAAGGUGGAUGUGGGAAGACCACAAUCGUUAGCCGUCUUUUUAAGCAUAUGGAGCAGUUGGAAGAAAGAGAAGUAAAAAAAGCCUGUGAAGAUUUUGAACAAGACCAGAAUGCUUCAGAAGAAUGGAUUACCUUUACUGAGCAAAGUCAACUAGAGGCAGGCAAGGCUAUAGAAGUUUUGCUUACAGCACCUACAGGGAAAGCAGCUGGCUUACUAAGACAGAAAACUGGUCUUCAUGCCUACACACUGUGUCAGGUCAAUUAUAGCUUCUAUUCAUGGACUCAAACAAUGAUGACCACAAACAAACCAUGGAAAUUUUCUUCGGUUAGAGUUCUGGUUGUGGAUGAAGGGAGUUUGGUAUCUGUAGGAAUCUUCAAAUCGGUCUUAAAUUUAUUGUGUGAGCACUCCAAACUUUCUAAGCUUAUUAUCCUUGGUGACAUUAGACAGUUACCCAGUAUUGAACCUGGUAACUUGCUGAAAGAUCUUUUUGAGACUCUUAAGUCAAGAAAUUGUGCUAUUGAGCUAAAGACAAACCAUAGAGCAGAAUCUCAGCUAAUUGUGGACAAUGCUACAAGAAUCUCAAGACGCCAAUUUCCAAAAUUUGAUGCAGAACUAAAUAUCUCUGAUAAUCCAACAUUACCCAUCUCAAUUCAAGAUAAGACAUUUAUUUUUGUCAGGCUCCCAGAAGAGGAUGCCAGUUCUCAGUCAUCUAAAACUAAUCAUUACUCUUGUUUAUAUUCUGCAGUUAAAACUUUACUGCAAGAAAAUGACUUACAAAAUGCAAAAACAUCACAAUUUAUUGCAUUUAGAAGGCAAGACUGUGAUCUAAUUAACGACUGCUGCUGCAAACACUACACAGGCCACCUCACCAAAGACCAUCAGAAUAGACUUGUAUUUGGAAUUGGCGAUAAAAUUUGUUGUACCAGGAAUGCAUACCUCUCAGACUUACUACCUGAAAAUAUCUCUGGAAGUCAGCAACAUAAUGAUCUAGAUGCCAGUGGUGAAGACUUUUCUGGUACUCUUCAUGAUUUUGCUAAAAAUAAGCAUGACUUUGAAAGUAAUGUUCGACUGUGCAAUGGAGAAAUAUUUUUCAUAACAAAUGAUGUAACUGAUGUAACUUUUGGAAAGAGAAGAUCUUUGACCAUUAAUAAUAUGGCUGGCCUGGAAGUAACUGUGGAUUUUAAGAAACUAAUGAAAUAUUGUCGCAUAAAACAUGCAUGGGCAAGAACUAUUCACACUUUUCAGGGGUCCGAGGAGCAAACAAUUGUCUAUGUGGUGGGGAAGGCGGGCCGCCAGCACUGGCAGCAUGUCUACACCGCCGUGACCAGGGGCCGCUGCCGAGUGUAUGUGAUUGCAGAGGAGUCUCAGCUCCGGAAUGCCAUUAUGAAAAACAGUUUUCCUAGAAAAACUCGUUUGAAACAUUUCUUGCAAAGUAAGCUCUUCUCUAGCGGUGCACCUCCAGCAGAUUUUCAGUCCCCACAGAAGAGCUCUGGAGACAGUGGAGGACCCAGCACACCAUCAGCAUCUCCACUCCCUGUAGUCACAGACCACACCAUGAUAAAUGAUGUCACCUGGAGCGAGGCCUGUUUGCCUGAUGAGAGGACACUCACCUUUGCUGAAAGAUGGCAAUUAUCUUCGCCUGAUGGAGUAGAUACAGAUGAUGAUUUACCAAAAUCGCGAGCCUCCAAAAGAACCUGUGGUGUGAAUGAUGAUGAAAGUCCAAGCAAAAUUCUUAUGGUGGGAGAAUCUCCACAAGUGUCUUCCAGACUUCAGAAUUUGAGACUGAAUAAUUUAAUUCCCAGGCAACUUUUCAAGCCCACAGAUAAUCAAGAAAGUUAGUUUUAUUUCAAAUUGUUCAGAGUAACUAUUUUUUUCUAUUGGAGACAAAAUGAACAUCGUAACGUCAAAGUACCAAGAUAAAAAAAGUUGCCUAUAACUGGAGUUUUAAGGUAUUUGUGUUAGCAAAUGUUUUAAAUCCAUUUAAUCGAAGAAAAUAUUAAUGAUUUCAACGCAUGUCAUCAUGAGAACUGGUAGCAAUGGACAUAAGUGAAGAGAUUAGAUAUUUUAUAUACAUAUAUAUUUUUAUACAAUUAUGUACAUUAAGCCAGGCACAGUGGCUCAUGCGUGUAAUCCCAGCACUUUGGGAGGCUGAGGCAGGUGGAUCACCAGAGGCCAGGAGUUUGAGACCAGCCUGACCAACAUGAUGAAACCCCAUCUCUACUAAAAAUGCAAAAAUUAUCUGGGUGUGGUAGCACGUGCCUGUAAUCUCAGCUACUCAGGAGGCUGAGGCAGGAGAAUCGAUUGAACCUGGGAGGUGGAGGUUGCAGUGAGCUGAGAUCGCACCACUGCACUCCAUCCUGGGUGGCAGAGAAAGACUCCGUCUCCAAAAAAAAAAUUAUGUACAUUAAAACAUGUUGUAUUUUUAGGAUAAUGCCUUCGUAACUUUGAUGAUCGUUGUGUGUUAUCUUUGCCAAUGGGUUGAAGCAGUGGCAAAGAAAAGCUGUAAUUACAUCUGUUGAUAUUAUUGACACGCCUCCUAGGAUGUUGGAAUGUGGUCAUUUUACAAGACUGCUGCUCACUCCAUCACUGCUGCCUGGGGCCCAGCCUACCUGGGACUUUUCCUUGGAAAUGCUUUCUGAGUUGGGAGCACAUUAUUUUGAAUAUGUUCCACUUAGGAAGUUUUUUUCUCCCUCAGAAUCAUUUGAUUUUUAAAUUUUUAUUUAUGUUAAAUGGUAAAAGAAAAAGUCAAGAGGAAAAAUGUAUCUGUUAGCCCAUUUAUGCCUAGUGGUCCAUCAUUGGGACACUAAACAUGUGAGAGUUAUUUAUAUCCCACUGCUCAAAGUCAUCACCAACGUCUGAUUGCAAAAAUUCAGAAAGUUGCAACCUCAGGCAUAAAUGGUUAAUAGCUUUAUUGAGAUAUAAUUCACAUUCAUUUCACCCAUUUUAAGUAUACAAUUCAGUGGCUUUUAGUAUAUUCAUCAAAUUGGACAACUACCAUUAUAAUCAAUUUUAGAACUUGUUUUUUUUUUAGUGAUAGAGACAAGGUCUCACUAUGUUUCCCAGGUUGGUCUCGAACUCCUGAGCUCAAGUGAUCCUCCCACAUUGGCCUCCCAAAGUGUUAGGAUUACAAGUGUGAGCCAGCAUGCCCAACUUGGAACAUUUUCAUACCCCACAAAGAAACCUCACACUCUGGCCAGGCAUGGUGGCUCAUGCCUGUAAUCCCAGCACUUUGGGAGGCCGAGGUGAGCAGAUCACCUGAGGUCGGGAGUUCGAGACCAGCCUGACCAACAUGAAGAAACCCCGUCUCUACUAAAAAUACAAAAUUAGCCGGGAAUGGUGGUGCAUGCCUGUAAUCCCAGCUACUUGGGAGGCUGAGGCAUGAGAAUCACUUGAACCCAGGAGGGAGGUUGAGGUUGCGGUGAGCCGAGUCACGCCAUUGCACUCCAGCCUGGACAAUAAGAGCAAAACUCCGUCUCAAAAAAAAGAGAAACCUCACACUCCUUAGCAGUAAUCCCCUGACUUCCCCCAACCCUAGGUAACCUGAUUUACCUAGUCCCAAUAGACUUGCCUAUUGAGGACAUGUGGUUCUUUGUUCCUGACUUAUUUGACUAGCAUAAUGUUUUCAGACUCCAUCCGUGUUGUACCAGUAAUGUGUCAGUGCUUCGUCUCUUUUAUUGCCAAAUAAUAUCCCAGUAUAUGGAUAAAGGACAUUGAAUUUGCCCAUUCAUCAGUUGAUGGACAUUUAUUUGGGUUAUUUCCUACUUUUUGGCUAUUAUGAAAUGCUGCUAUGAACAUCUGUGUGUAAGUUUUUAUGUGGACAUAUGCUUUCACUUCUUUUGGGUGUAUAACUAGGAGUAGAAUUGAUGGGUCAUAUGGUAACUCUAUGUUUAACAUUUUGAGGCACUGCCAGACUUUUUCCAAACCAGCCGCACCAGUUUAUAUUCUCACCAGCAGUGUAUGAGAGUUCCAGUUUCUCCCUAUUCUCUCCAACGUUUAUUAUCAUCUGACUUCUUGAUUAUAGCCAUCCUAGUGGGUAUGAAGUAGUAUUUCAUUGUGGUUUUGAUUUGCAUUUUUCUUAUGGCUAGUGAUGUUGAACAGCUUUCAUGUGACUAUUGGCCAUUUGUAUGUCCCCUAGAGAAAUGUAUAUUCAGAUCUUUUGCACACUUUUAAAUUGGAUAGUUUUUCUUUCUAUCACUGAAAUCUGUAUUAGUGAGGGUUCUCCAGAGGGAUGGAACCAAUAGGAUAUAUGUGGAUAUAAAAGGGACUUUAUUAGUGUAUAAGUUAGGGUACCCUAGAGGGACACAACUAAUAGGAUAUAUAUAUGUGUGUGUAUGGGCGGGGGAGUUUAUUAAGUAUUAACUUACAUGAUCACAAGGUCCCACAAUAGGUUCUCUGCAAGCCUGAGGAGUGAGAAGAGCCAGUUGGAGUCUCAGAACUGAAGAACUUGGAGUCUGAUGUUUAAGGGCAGGAAGCAUCCAGCACAGGAGAAAGAUGUAGGCUGGAGGCUAGGCCAGUCUCGCCUUUUCACGUUUUUCUGCCUGCUUUAUAUUUGCUGGCAGCUGGUUAGAUUGUGCUCACCAGAUUAAGGGUGGGUCUGCCCUCCCCAGCCCACUGACUCAAAUGUUAAUCUCCUUUGGUAACACCCUCAAAGACACACCCAGGAUCAACACUUUGCAUCCUUCAAUCCAAUCAAGUUGACACUCAGUAUUAACCAUCAGAGUAAGAGAGAAUUGGCUCACACGAUUAUAAAGCAAAGUCCCACGAUAGGCCAUCUGCAAGCUGGGGAAGGAGAGAAGCUGAUAGUAUGGCUCAGUCCAAGUCUGAAAGCCUCAAAACCAGGGACGCUGACAGUGCAGCCCUCAGUCUGAGGCCAAAGGCCCAGGAGCCUCUGGGAAGCAAUUGGUGCAAGUCCCUGAGUCCAAAGGUGGAAAAACCCGGAGUCUGCUGUCCAAGGGCAGAAGGAGAGGAAGUCAAGCAUUCUGCACAGCACAGGAAGAAAGAGAGGGAGCAGACUCAGCAAGCAUGCUGCUUAUCUCCGUUCAUCCACCUGCUGUGUUCUAGCCUCACUGGCAGCCAACUCGAUGGUGCCCACCCACACUGAGGGUGGGUCUUCCUGUCCCACUCCACUAACUCCAAUGUCAGUCUCCACCAGCAACACCCUCACAGACACACAGGGGAACAAUGCUUAAUCAGCCAUCCAGGUGUCUCUCAAUCUAGUUGACACCUAAUAUUAACCAUCACAAAAUGUAAGAAUUCUUUAUAUUUUCAACAUUUAAGUCCAUUAUCAGAAACAUAAUUUGCAAAAUUUUCCUCCCAUUCUGUGAAUUUUAUUUUAAUUAACUUGAUGGUAUCUGAUAUGGUUUGGCUGUCUGUCCCCACCCAAAUCUCAUCUCACAUUGUAAUCCCCAUGUGUCCAGGAAGGGUCCUGGUGGGAGGUGAUUGGAUCAUGGGGGUGGUUUCCCCCAUGCUGUUCUGGUGAUGGUGAGUGAGUUCUCAUGAUAGCUGAUGGUUUUAAAGUAUGGCACUCCCGCCCCAACCCCCUUCUGCCACCUUGUAAAGAAGGUGCUUGCUUCUCCUUUACCUUUUGCCAUGAUUGUGGUUUUCUGAGGCAUCCCCAGCCAUGUGGAACUGUGAGUCAAUUAAACCUCUUUUCUUUAUAAAUUACUCAGUCUCAGGUGUGAAAAUGGACUAAUAAGUGUCCUUUGAGGCCCAAGUUUUAAAUUCUGAUGAUGACCACUGUAUCUAUUUUUGUUGUUGCUGCUGCUUGUGCUUUUGGUGUUAUAUCCAAGAAACUAUUGCCUAUCAAAAGUCAUGAUGAUUUACUACAAUUUUUUCUUCUAAUAAUUUACAAGUUUUGGCUCUUACACUUAGAUCUUUGAUUCACUUUUAGUUAAUUUUUGUAUAUGGUGUGAGGUAGGGAUCCCACUUUAUUCUUUUGCAUGUGACAAUUCAAUUGUUCAGCUCCAUUUAUUGAAGAGAUUAUUCUUUCCCCAUUGAAUUGUCUUGGUACCCUUGUCAAAAAUUAGUUGACUGUAAAUGUGAGGGUGUAUUUAUGGAUUUUAAAUUCUAUUCAAUUGAUUCAUGCAUCUUCUUUUUUUUGUUUGUUUUGAGACAGAGUCUUGCCCUGUUGCCCAGGCUGGAGUAUGGUGGCUCGAUCUCAGCUCACUGCAAGUUCCGUCUCCCAGGUUCACGCCAUUCUCCUGCCUCAGCCUCCCAAGUAGCUGGGACUACAGGCACCCACCACCAUGCCUGGCUAAUUUUUUUUGUAUUUUUAGUAGAAAUGGGAUUUCACCAUGUUAGCCAGAAUGGUCUCGAUCUCCUGACCUCAUGAUCUGCCCACCUUGGCCUCCCAAAGUGCUGGGAUUACAGGUGUGAGCCACUGUGCCCAGCCCGAUUCAUGCAUCUUUUUUCUUUUUCUUUUCUUUUUUUUUUUUUUUUUGAGAUGGAGUCUCACUCUGUCACCUAGGCUGGAGUGCAAUGGUGCCAUCUCAGCUCACUGCAACCUCCACCUCCUUGUUUCAAGCAAUUCUCAUGCCUCAGCCUCCCAAGUAGCAGGCAUUACAGGUGCCUGCCACCACGCCUGGCUAAUUUUUUGUAUUUUUAGUAGAGACGGGGUUUCACCAUGUUGGCCAGGCUGGUCUCAAACUCCUGACCUCAGAUGAUCCGCUUACCUUGGCCUCCCAAAGUGCUGGGAUUAUAGGCGUGAGCUACUGCGCCCAGCCCAUGUGUCUAUUCUAAUGCCAGCACCAUAUUGUCUUUAUUACUGUAGCUUUGUAGAAAGUUUUGAAAUUAAGAAGUGUGAGUCCUUCAACUUUAUUCUUCUUUUUCAAGUUUAUUUUGGCUAUUAGGGGUCCCUACAUUUCCACGUGAAUUUUAGGAUCUACUUGUCAGUUUCUGCAAAGAAGCAAACUGGAAUUUUGUUGAGGAGUGUGUUAAACCUACAGAUUUGGGAACUAUUGCCAUUUUAACAGUAUUAAAUCUUGUGACUCAUGAACACAGAUGUCUUUCCAUUUGCUUAGGAAAGACAGGCUGGAGUGCAGUGGUGCAAUCACAGCUCACUGCAGCCUCUACCUCUCAGGCUCAAGCAGUCCAACCUCCUCAACCAUCCCACCUCAACCACUCUUGUAGCUGGGACUACAGGCCUGCACCACCUCAUCUGGCUAAUUUUUGUAUUUUUUGCAGAGAUAGGGGUUCACCAUGCUGCCCAGGCUGGUCUCGAACUCCUGGACUCAGGCAAUCUGCCCACCUUGACCUCCCAAAGUGCUGGGAUUACAGGUGUGAGCCAUCAUGCUUGGUUCUUUAAUUCUUUGUAGUUUUCAGAGUAUAAGUUUUGUAUUUCUUUUAUUAAAUUUACAAUGCUUUUUGUUAAAUUUAUUUCAAAAUAUUUAAUUUUUUAUCCUGUUGUAAAUGGAAUUAUUUUCUUAAUUUAUUUUGGUUCAUUACUGCUACUAUAUAGAAAUGAAGUUGAUUUUUAUAUAUUGAUCUUGUAUCUUCCAACCUUGCUGAACUUGUUUAUUAGUUACAGUAGGUUUUUAGUGAAUUCCUUAGGAUUUUCUGUAUAAGAGAUCAUAUCAUCUGCAAAUAGAGAUGCUUUUAGUGCUUCCUUUUUAAUCUGUAGGCUUUUAAUUUCAUUUUCUUGCUAAUUGCCCUGGUUAGAGCCCCUGGUAUAUUGUUGAAUAGAAGUGGCAAGAGUGAAUAUCCUUGUCUUGUUCAUCAUAUUAGGGAGAAAGCAUUAAGUCUUCCACCAUUAACAGUGUUUGCUGUGGAUCUUUAAGUCCUUUAUUGAGAUGAAGAAAUUCUCUUUUGUUCCUAGGUUGUUGUAUAUGAAGGGACAUUGAAUUUCGUCAAAUCCUUUCUCUAUGUAUUGAGAUCAUUGUGUAGUUUUGUCCUUUAUUGAUGCAGUGUGGUAAUUUUUGGAUGUUAAAUCAAUCUCGCAUCCGUGGAGUAAAUCUCACUUGGUCAUAGUAUACAAUCCUUUGUAUGUGCUGCUGGAUUUGGCUUGCUGGUUUUUUGUUGGGGACUUUUGCAUCUAAAUUCAUGAAAGAUAUUGGUCUGUAGUUUCUUUUUCUUGCGAUGCCUUUGUUUGGUUUUGGUAUCAGAGUAAUAGUGACCACAUAGAAUGAGUUGUGAAGUGUCCCCUUGUCUUCUAUUUUGGAAGAGUUUGUGAGAAUUGGUAUUAACUCUUCUUUAAAUUAAUCUGGCCCUGGGCUUUUCUUUGUGGGAAGUUUUUGUUUUGUUUUGUUUUUGUUUUUUAAGAUGGAGUUUCACUCUUGUUGUCCAGGCUGGAGUGCAAUGGCACGAUCUCGGCUCACUGCAAACUCCACCUCCCAGGUUCAAGCAAUUCUCCUGCCUCAGCCUCCCAAGUAGCUGGGAUUACAUGCAUGUGCUACCAUGCCCAGCUAAUUUUGUAUUUUUAAUAGAGACAGGGUUUCUCCAUGUUGGUCAGGCUGGUCUCGAACUCCCAAACUCAGGUGAUCCACCUGCCUCGGCCUCCCAAAGUGCUGGGAUUACAAGCAUGAGCCACUGCACCCGGCAUGGGAAGUUUUAAAGCUACUGAUUAAAUUUAUUUACUUGUUAUAGGUGUAUUUAGCUUUUCUAUUUCUUCUUGAGUCAGUUUUGACAGUUUUUCUCUAGAAAUUUGCUCAUUUAAUCUAUGUUUUUUAAUUUUCUGACAUACAGUUGAUCAUAGUAUUCUUUUAUGGUUUUUAAAAUUUCUGUAAGGCUGGUAGUAAAGCCUCUGUUUCAUUCCUGAUUUUAGUAAUUUGAGUCUCUUUUUUUCUUGGUUUAGCUAAAAGUUUAUGAAUUUUAAUCUUUUUAAAGGACCAACUUUUGGUUUCAUUGAUUUUCUUUACUGUCUUCCUAUUCUCUAUUUCAUUAAUUUUAACUCUUGUCCUAUUACUUUUAGGAGGGCCUCUUAAGGAGGGGUUGUAUGCUGGCUUAAAUUGAGGGUUGGUCAAAGUUCAAAAGCCUGGGGGAAGGAAGCUUAAUAUUUUCUCUAGAUCAGUGAGUACAAGCAAUUCAGCUAAUCAUUUAUGAAGCAAAGAAUAGUAAUUUUCAGGGCAGUCUGUGUCUGAUUUUGUUAUAAGUAAAUGGGGGAAGGGAGAUGAACAUCUGUGAGUCUUAUCUAAGUCACCUGGGGAAGGAUGGUUCUUUAUAAUAAGCCAUUUCCUGGAACACGCAGGCGAUGGGCAGGGGGGUUACUACAACCUUAUAGAAAUAAAAUUUCUUUAACUCUGCCUAUAUUUCAGGGUAUAGUACUCAGGUAAAGCUUCACACUGUCAAGAAGAACUUGAAAAUACCUUUUUUCCAUAAAAACACAAUGAAACUAAUACUAUGUAACGGAAUAUUCCAAAGCACUAGUUCUUAUAUUAUAAAUGUACUAUUGGCCAAAAUACAAAUAACUGACCCAAUUCAAAAUUCUCUAAGAUUUCAUUAAGAUCCUUUUGUAGUUCAUAAGCCUGAUGCAUGGGUGUUCAUGCGCAUGUGUGAGAUGUGCCUCCCUCAAACCUUGUUAUGGUGCCAGCCCAUUACCGGUCUAUCAUGAAAAAAAAAAUAUUUCAGUAAGAGGAUACUUCUAGUAUCCUUUUUAAAAUUUAAAUUGGAAGCAAAUAGUAUUUCAUCCCAGCAUGUUAAAAUUGCAAGGGUCAUCUACCCCAGCUUACCAUUUGCUAAACACCCAUCAGUCACCAGUGGAACACACAUUUCCAAUGCUAAAGGUCUUGACUGCUUGGUGAAAACCACUUUGCAACACUGGUGUUGGAAAUUACUUCCUUAUAUUAAGCUGAAAUCUACCUCAUUGGAACCUCUGCUCAUAAGUCCUGAGUCUCAUGUAGUUCAGACCUUGUCUCUUCUGCCCCAUCUGGCUACUUAUCUCCAGUUUCUUCUGCCAGUCUUCUGGUGGCAUAGCCCCACGCCCUUUCAUUUCAUAGUUUGUCACAGCCCUUUUUAAGAGGACUGGGGUGCUCAGAACUUAUUGGCUGACCCUAGCUCUUCCUUUGGCCUGGUCACUAUAUUUGAAAAGUGCUACCUGAAAUCAUAAGAGCCUUUUUGUUUUUUUUUGUUUUUUUUUUAUGUUUAAAUGUUUUAUUAUAAAAGUUUAAACAUAUGCAAAAAUAGAGACUAAUUUAAUGAACUUUAUUAACCCAUCAUCUGGUUUUUUUUUUUUAUUCUUUUUUUUUUUAAAAUUAUUAUACUUUAGGUUUUAUGGUACAUGUGCGCAAUGUGCAGGUAAGUUACAUAUGUAUACAUGUGCCAUGCUGGUGCGCUGCACCCACCAACUCGUCAUCUAGCAUUAGGUAUAUCUCCCAGUGCUAUCCCUCCCCCCUCCCCCCACCCCUCAACAGUCCCCGAAGUGUGAUGUUCCCCUUCCUGUGUCCAUGUGUUCUCAUUGUUCAAUUCCCACCUGUGAGUGAGAAUAUGCGGUGUUUGGUUUUUUGUUCUUGCGAUAGUUUACUGAGAAUGAUGAUUUCCAAUUUCAUCCAUGUCCCUACAAAGGACAUGAACUCAUCAUUUUUUAUGGCUGCAUAGUAUUCCAUGGUGUAUAUGUGCCACAUUUUCUUAAUCCAGUCUAUCAUUGUUGGACAUUUGGGUUGGUUCCAAGUCUUUGCUAUUGUGAAUAAUGCCGCAAUAAACAUACGUGUGCAUGUGUCUUUAUAGCAGCAUGAUUUAUAGUCCUUUGGAUAUAUACCCAGUAAUGGGAUGGCUGGGUCGAAUGGAAUUUCUAGUUCUAGAUCCCUGAGGAAUCACCGCACUGACUUCCACAAGGGUUGAACUAGUUUACAGUCCUACCAACAGUGUAAAAGUGUUCCUAUUUCUCCACAUCCUCUCCAGCACCUGUUGUUUCCUGACUUUUUAAUGAUUGCCAUUCUAACUGGUGUGAGAUGGUAUCUCAUUGUGGUUUUGAUUUGCAUUUCUCUGAUGGCCAGUGAUGGUGAGCAUUUUUUCAUGUGUUUUUUGGCUGCAUAAAUGUCUUCUUUUGAGAAGUGUCUGUUCAUGUCCUUCACCCACUUUUUGAUGGGGUUGUUUGUUUUUUUCUUGUAAAUUUGUUGGAGUUCAUUGUAGAUUCUGGAUAUUAGCCCUUUGUCAGAUGAGUAGGUUGCGAAAAUUUUCUCCCAUUUUGUAGGUUGCCUGUUCACUCUGAUGGUAGUUUCUUUUGCUGUGCAGAAGCUCUUGAGUUUAAUUAGAUCCCAUUUGUCAAUUUUGGCUUUUGUUGCCAUUGCUUUUGGUGUUUUAGACAUGAAGUCCUUGCCCAUGCCUAUGUCCUGAAUGGUGUUGCCUAGGUUUUCUUCUAGGGUUUUUAUGGUUUAAGUCUAACGUUUAAGUCUUUAAUCCAUCUUGAAUUGAUUUUUGUAUAAGGUGUAAGGAAGGGAUCCAGUUUCAGCUUUCUCCAUAUGGCUAGCCAGUUUUCCCAGCACCAUUUAUUAAAUAGGGAAUCCUUUCCCCAUUUCUUGUUUUUCUCAGGUUUGUCAAAGAUCAGAUAGUUGUAGAUAUGUGGCAUUAUUUCUGAUGGCUCUGUUCUGUUCCAUUGAUCUAUAUCUCUGUUUUGGUACCAGUACCAUGCUGUUUUGGUUACUGUAGCCUUGUAGUAUAGUUUGAAGUCAGGUAGUGUGAUGCCUCCAGCUUUGUUCUUUUGGCUUAGGAUUGACUUGGUGAUGCAGGCUCUUUUUUGGUUCCAUAUGAACUUUAAAGUAGUUUUUUCCAAUUCUGUGAAGAAAGUCAUUGGUAGCUUGAUGGGGAUGGCAUUGAAUCUGUAAAUUACCUUGGGAAGGAUGGCCAUUUUCACGAUAUUGAUUCUUCCUACCCAUGAGCAUGGAAUGUUCUUCCAUUUGUUUGUAUCCUCUUUUAUUUCCUUGAGCAGUGGUUUGUAGUUCUCCUUGAAGAGGUCCUUCACAUCCCUUGUAAGUUGGAUUCCUAGGUAUUUUAUUCUCUUUGAAGCAAUUGUGAAUGGGAGUUCACUCAUGAUUUGGCUCUCUGUUUGUCUGUUAUUGAUGUAUAAGAAUGCUUGUGAUUUUUGUACAUUGAUUUUGUAUCCUGAGACUUUGCUGAAGUUGCUUAUCAGCUUAAGGAGAUUUUGGGCUGAGACAAUGGGGUUUUCUAGAUAUACAAUCAUGUCGUCUGCAAACAGGGACAAUUUGAGUUCCUCUUUUCCUAAUUGAAUACCCUUUAUUUCCUUCUCCUGCCUAAUUGCCCUGGCCAGAACUUCCAACACUAUGUUGAAUAGAAGUGGUAAGAGAGGGCAUCCCUGUCUUGUGCCAGUUUUCAAAGGGAAUGCUUCCAGUUUUUGCCCAUUCAGUAUGAUAUUGGCUGUGGGUUUGUCAUAGAUAGCUGUUAUUAUUUUGAGAUACGUCCCAUCAAUACCUAAUUUAUUGAGAGUUUUUAGCAUGAAGGGUUGUUGAAUUUUGUCAAAGGCCUUUUCUGCAUCUAUUGAGAUAAUCAUGUGGUUUUUGUCUUUGGUUCUGUUUAUAUGCUGGAUUACAUUUAUUGAUUUGCGUAUAUUGAACCAGCCUUGCAUCCCAGGGAUGAAGCCCACUUGAUCAUGGUGGAUAAGCUUUUUGAUGUGCUGCUGGAUUCUGUUUGCCAGUAUUUUAUUGAGGAUUUUUGCAUCAAUGUUCAUCAAGGAUAUUGGUCUAAAAUUCUCUUUUUUGGUUGUGUCUCUGCCCGGCUUUGGUAUCAGGAUGAUGCUGGCCUCAUCAAAUGAGUUAGGGAGGAUUCCCUCUUAUUCUGUUGAUUGGAAUAGUUUCAGAAGGAAUGGUACCAGUUCCUCCUUGUACCUCUGGUAGAAUUCGGCUGUGAAUCCAUCUGGUCCUGGACUUUUUUUGGUUGGUAAGCUAUUGAUUAUUGCCACAAUUUCAGCUCCUGUUAUUGGUCUAUUCAGAGAUUCAACUUCUUCCUGGUUUAGUCUUGGGAGGGUGUAUGUGUUGAGGAAUUUAUCCAUUUCUUCUAGAUUUUCUAGUUUAUUUGCGUAGAGGUGUUUUUAGUAUUCUCUGAUGGUAGUUUGUAUUUCUGUGGGAUCGGUGGUGAUAUCCCCUUUAUCAUUUUUUAUUGCAUCUAUUUGAUUCUUCUCUCUUUUUUUCUUUAUUAAUCUUGCUAGCGGUCUAUCAAUUUUGUUGAUCCUUUCAAAAAACCAGCUCCUGGAUUCAUUAAUUUUUUGAAGGGUUUUUUGUGUCUCUAUUUCCUUCAGUUCUGCUCUGAUUUUAGUUAUUUCUUGCCUUCUGCUAGCUUUUGAAUGUGUUUGCUCUUGCUUUUCUAGUUCUUUUAAUUGUGAUGUUAGGGUGUCAAUUUUGGAUCUUUCCUGCUUUCUCUUAUGGGCAUUUAGUGCUAUAAAUUUCCUUCUACACAGUGCUUUGAAUGCAUCCCAGAGAUUCUGGUAUGUUGUGUCUUGGUUCUCGUUGGUUUCAAAGAAUAUCUUUAUUUCUGCCUUCAUUUCAUUAUGUACCCAGUAGUCAUUCAGGAGCAGGUUGUUCAGUUUCCAUGUAGUUGAGCGGUUUUGAGUGAGAUUCUUAAUCCUGAGUUCUAGCUUGAUUGCACUGUGAUCUGAGAGAUAGUUUGUUAUAAUUUCUGUUCUUUUACAUUUAUUGAGGAGAGCUUUACUUCCAAGUAUGUGGUCAAUUUUGGAAUAGGUGUGGUGUGGUGCUGAAAAAAAUGUAUAUUCUGUUGAUUUGGGGUGGAGAGUUCUGUAGAUGUCUAUUAGGUCUGCUUGGUGCAGAGCUGAGUUCAAUUCCUGGGUAUCCUUGUUGACUUUGUGUCUCGUUGAUCUGUCUAAUGUUGACAGUGGGGUGUUAAAGUCUCCCAUUAUUAAUGUGUGGGAGUCUAAGUCUCUUCGUAGGUCACUCAGGACUUGCUUUAUGAAUCUGGGUGCUCCUGUAUUGGGUGCAUAUAUAUUUAGGAUAGUUAGCUCUUCUUGUUGAAUUAAUCCCUUUACCAUUAUGUAAUGGCCUUCUUUGUCUCUUUUGAUCUUUGUUGGUUUAAAGUCUGUUUUAUCAGAGACUAGGAUUGCAACCCCUGCCUUUUUUUGUUUUCCAUUUGCUUGGUAGAUCUUCCUCCAUCCUUUUAUUUUGAUCCUAUGUGUGUCUCUGCACGUGAGAUGGGUUUCCUGAAUACAGCACACUGAUGGGUCUUGACUCUUUAUCCAAUUUGCCAGUCUGUGUCUUUUAAUUGGAGCAUUUAGUCCAUUUACAUUUAAAGUUAAUAUUGUUAUGUGUGAAUUUGAUCCUGUCAUUAUGAUGUUAGCUGGUUAUUUUGCUUGUUAGUUGAUGCAGUCUCUUCCUAGUCUCGAUGGUCUUUACAUUUUGGCAUGAUUUUGCAGUGGCUGGUACCGGUUGUGCCUUUCUAUGUUUAGCACUUCCUUCAGGAGGUUUUUUUGGGGCAGGCCUGGUGGUGACAAAAUCUCUCAGCAUUUGCUUGUCUGUAAAGGAUUUUAUUUCUCCUUCACUUACGAAGUUUAGUUUGGCUGGAUAUGAAAUUCUGGGUUGAAAAUUCUUUUCUUUAAGAAUGUUGAAUAUUGACCCCCACUCUCUUCUGGCUUGUAGGGUUUCUGCCGAGAGAUCUGCUGUUAGUCUGAUGGGCUUCCCUUUGAUGGUAACCCGACCUUUCUCUUUGGCUGCCCUUAACAUUUUUUCCUUCAUUUCAACUUUGGUGAAUCUGACAAUUAUGUGUCUUGGAGUUGCUCUUCUCGAGGAGUAUCUUUGUGGCGUUCUCUGUAUUUCCUGAAUCUGAAUGUUGGCCUGCCUUGCUAGAUUGGGGAAGUUCUCCUGGAUAAUAUCCUGCAGAGUGUUUUCCAACUUGUUUACAUUCUCCCCGUCACUUUCAGGUACACCAAUCAGACGUAGAUUUGGUCUUUUCACAUAGUCCCACAUUUCUUGGAGGCUUUGCUCGUUUCUUUUUAUUCUUUUUUCUCUAAACUUCCCUUCUCGCUUCAUUUCAUUCAUUUCAUCUUCCAGGGCUGAUACCCUUUCUUCCAUUUGAUCGCAUCGGCUCCUGAGGCUUCUGCAUUCUUCACGUAGUUCUCGAGCCUUGGUUUUCAGCUCCAUCAGCUCCUUUAAGCACUUCUCUGUAUUGGUUAUUCUAGUUAUACAUUCUUCUAAAUUUUUUUCAAAGUUUUCAACUUCUUUGCCUUUGGUUUGAAUAUCCUCCUGUAGCUCGGAGUAAUUUGAUCAUCUGAAGCCUUCUUCUCUCAGCUCGUCAAAGUCAUUCUCCAUCCAGCUUUGUUCCGUUGCUGGUGAGGAACUGCAUUCCUUUGGAGGAGGAGAGGUGCUCUGCUUUUUAGAGUUUCCAGUUUUUCUGCUCUGUUUUUUCCCCAUCUUUGUGGUUUUAUCUACUUUUGGUCUUUGAUGAUGGUGAUGUACAGAUGGGUUUUUGGUGUGGAUGUCCUUUCUGUUAGUUUUCCUUCUAACAGACAGGAUCCUCAGCUGCAGGUCUGUUGGAGUACCUGGCUGGCCGUGUGAGGUGUCAGUCUGCCCCUGCUGGGGGGUGCCUCCCAGUUAGGCUGCUCGGGGGUCAGGGGUCAGGGACCCACUUGAGGGGGCAGUCUGCCCGUUCUCAGAUCUCCAGCUGCGUGCUGGGAGAACCACUGUUCUCCUCAAAGCUGUCAGACAGGGACAUUUAAGUCUGCAGAGGUUACUGCUGUCUUUUUGUUUGUCUGUGCCCUGCCCCCAGAGGUGGAGCCUACAGAGGCAGGCAGGCCUCCUUGAGCUGUGGUGGGCUCCACCCAGUUGGAGCUUCCCGGCUGCUUUGUUUACCUAAGCGAGCCUGGGCAAUGGUGGGCGCCCCUCCCCCAGCCUCGCUGCUGACUUGCUGUUUGAUCUCAGACUGCUGUGCUAGCAAUCAGCGAGACUCCGUGGGCGUAGGACCCUCUGAGCCAGGUGCGGGCUAUAAUCUCCUGGGGCACCGUUUCCUAAGCCCGUCGGAAAAGCACAGUAUUUGGGUGGGAGUGGCCCGAAUUUCCAGGUGCUGCCUGUCACCCCUAGAAAGGGAACUCCCUGACCCCUUGUGCUUCCCAAGUGAGGCAAUGCCUUGCCCCUGCUUCGGCUGGCGCACAGUGCACUCACCCACUGACCUGCGCCCACUGUCUGGCACUCCCUAGCGAGAAAAACACGGUACCUCAGAUGGAAAUGCAGAAAUCACCCGUCUUCUGCGUCACUCACUGGGAGCUGUAGACUGGAGCUGUUCCUAUUCGGCCAUCUUGGCUCCUCCCCAUCCUUUUGUUUUGUUUUUAACAGCCAUUUUCUAUUGUUGAUUCAUUUUAGUUUUGGUUACAACUGAAAUCUGUCUUUCACAUGAAAUACAGCUUCUCAUUUGCCUUUCUUCACAAAGUCUGUUCUAACUACACAUUUCACUAGCUUCAGCCUCACACUUGAUGCUGAAGUGAGGAGAGUGCAAUAAAAAUUUGAACAGUUGCUUGGAUUUUUGCAAUAAUAGAUUGUCAGUUGGGGUCAUAUGACUCUCAUGUGCUAGAAAAUACUCUGCUUUUCAGAAUGUAACCCUGGGCACACUGAAUGCAACUGUAUAAAAAUGAACGUGAAUUUUUAAAGGUAGCAUAAUUAAAGUUUGUACAUUUUAACAGUUUAUGUAAAUCUAUCUCAGAGAAUACAUGUAAUUUUCUCUGAGGUGGAUGUUGUGAUACUUGAUCAAUAUCUGUCACCUACAGUAAAUGUACCAUUGGUCUUGGAGGUAUUUCUGUGUGUGUUUUUAGCCCAUUCUCACAUAUUUCACUCCUCGUCUUCCGAAUGAUCCUGUGGUACAGACAUGACCUUCAGUUUCAGGUAGAGAAGCUGACUCGUGGUGAGUAAAUGUCAUACUACGAAUAAGUACUGGAGCCUGAAAUCAAACCUGGACUCAAUUUCAAUACCCAGGUUCCUACUCUUCAGUGGUGCUUCUCAGGUUGAUUGAUAGGAAAACCUCUCACCUUUAGAAAAUUAUACAAAAAUAAACAUUGUGGCUGGAUGCGGUGGCUCACGCCUGUAAUCCCAGCACUUUGGGAGGCCAAGGCGGGUGGAUCACUUGAGGUCAGGAGUUUGAGACCAGCCUGGCCAACAUGGUGAAACCUCAUGUCUACUAAAAAUACAAAAACUAGCCAGGUGUGGUGGCGGGCGCCUGUAAUCCCAGCUACUUGGGAAGCCGAGGUAGGAGAAUCACUUGAGCCUGGGAGGCAGGGGUUGCAGUGAGCUGAGAUUGUGCCACUGCACUCCAGCCUGGGCAACAGAGUGAAACUCCAUCGUCUCAAAACAAACAAAACAAAACAAAAAAAAUUGUGUAGGACUCAGGCUAGAACAUUGAAAUAUAUUCAAAACACCAAUAAUGCAUAUCCUCUUUAUUUGGCUUUUUAAAAUCACUGUUUAUUCCAUUUGGUAGAGGGUUUUAUUUUUUUCCAUACAAAUAUUUGAACAAUUUUGAAUUCCCCAAAACCAUACAUAGACGAUAAAUACCAUGCUAUUAAAGUAUUAAAUUUGUACAAAAAUACUUUACAGUUUAAUACUUGUUUGUUACAAAUAAAAAUACAUAUUUAUGUGACUCAUGA